AUGCCGUUUUCGAGUGCACUCCUAACGCCCAGCAGAACGAGCAACGACGACGACCCCGACCAGAUAGGCUCAAACAGCUCCACGCCGCCCGGUGCAGCCACUCCGCGCCCCGAUCCGACGGACAAGCGACUGCCGGGUAUUCUUCACAGCUACUUUGGCCAGGUUCGUGACUCUCUGAUACCCCGACGAAAGUCUUCUGCGGUCAACAACCCUUCCCCCGCACCCUCUUCUCCUGCACAAGAGCGCCCCCAGGAGCCUGCACCGAAAGAGAAGGAGCCCGAUCCCAGCCGCCUGCGCUCGCACACACUGCCCAGCCCUACACCCAGUGCAUCUUCUGCCUCGCGACAUCCCUCAACCUCGCAGUUGACUGGAGAAGCGGAGAAGCUAACGCAAGGCGACUUUGCGCCGCCGCGAAACCAGGCCACUCCCCCUCAGACUCCCCGCACACGCUCGCAAGAAGGCAAGCCGCCCACUUCGGGCUUGAGCCAGACGGCGCUCGCGUCGCACGCAAAGUCGAAGGAGGGCAAGGGCCCUAGCCCUGCGGUCGGACCGCCGAAAGGCAAGCUCUCCGUUUCCAUCUCAGAAGGCCGCCGUCUGCGUCCCAGCGUAGACCCGUAUGUGGUAUGCCAGUUCCAAUGGGCCGAGUACAUCUCCGAAGGACCGAGAAACGAGGGGACAAAAAGGGCCGCCGGCGGCGAUAAGCGGAAACCCGGUGGGCUCGCCAUCAAACGGACCGACAGCGACUCGGGCAGACCAAUGGCGAUACCGAUGCGGAGUCGGCAGAGUAGCAAUAACGGCACCAGCUCAGACCCUCGCGAAGAUGGCACGUUCAAGGACGUGACCGAUCCCAAGUGGGAACACGAGGCAAUCUUCGACGUUGUCGGCGACCACUCCGAAAUCGACAUUUCCGUGUACGACCGGAGUAACGGUGAGGCCUUCCUCGGCCACGUCCGCUUCUGCCCGAACCUCGUCGAGUACGAACACCCUUACGAUGGCUGGUUCACACUCGAACCCCGCGAUAACGAGGAGGACUAUGUCACAGGAGAGAUCCACCUACGGAUCAACUUUCACAAGACGGAUAAGAAGCACUACGGUCCUGAAGACUUUGAGAUUCUCAAGCUCAUCGGCAAAGGCACAUUUGGCCAAGUUUUCCAGGUACGGAAGAGGGAUACCCGUCGCAUAUACGCUAUGAAGGUGCUCUCGAAGAAAGUUAUCGUGCAGAAGAAAGAGGUGGCACACACCCUGGGCGAACGCAACAUUCUCGUUCGGACAGCCAUGGCAGAGUCACCAUUCAUUGUUGGCUUGAAGUUCUCUUUCCAAACCCCGUCCGAUCUUUACCUGGUAACAGACUACAUGUCUGGAGGCGAGCUAUUUUGGCACCUUCAGAGGGAAGGCCGCUUCCAGGAAGCCCGCGCCAAGUUCUACAUCGCCGAGCUCAUUCUUGCUCUGCAACAUCUCCACGAACACAACAUUGUCUACCGCGACUUGAAACCAGAGAAUAUCCUGCUGGAUGCCAAGGGCCAUAUUGCGCUGUGCGACUUUGGUCUUUCAAAGGCUAACCUCACGGAGAACGCCACCACGAAUACCUUCUGUGGUACUACCGAGUAUCUGGCUCCCGAGGUUCUCCUGGAUGAGCAUGGUUACACCAAGAUGGUCGAUUUCUGGUCUUUAGGAGUCUUAGUGUUCGAGAUGUGCUGCGGCUGGAGCCCGUUUUAUGCCGAGGACACGCAACAGAUGUACAAGAAUAUCGCCUUCGGGAAGGUCAGAUUCCCACGAGAUGCGCUCAGCACCGAAGGUCGCAACUUCGUGAAAGGGCUUCUUAAUCGGAAUCCGAAGCACCGGCUUGGUGCAACCCGAGAUGCGGAGGAGCUGAAGGCUCAUCCUUUCUUUGCCGAUAUCGACUGGGACGCCUUAGCGAAGAAGAACGUCGUACCACCGUUCAAGCCGAAGCUGAAGGGGGAACUGGAUGUUUCCAACUUCGACCCAGAGUUUACCAAUGCCCUGAACGGGAAUGGAUCUUUGAAUGCUCGUGCUGCUGCCUUGGCUUCGGGCGUCAAUCCCGCGUCGACGCCGCUCUCGCCGACGAUGCAGGCUAACUUCGCCGGCUUCACUUUCGUGGAUGAGAGUACAAUGGAGCAGCAGUUCAGGCAUCGUGAAAACGAUCUUGAACGGAUGGAGGAGGACGACAAAGAGGAUCCUGAGUGGGAUAAGCCGGCUGGCCGCGGAGACCGCAUGAGCGGCGUCAUUCCCAGCAACGACCACGAUAUAUUCAGUCACGGCAAUUUCGACGUCUAA
Trematosphaeria pertusa is the source of this 2295-nucleotide messenger RNA. RefSeq names its product Pkinase-domain-containing protein. Lineage: Eukaryota; Fungi; Ascomycota; Dothideomycetes; Pleosporales; Trematosphaeriaceae. Gene Ontology annotation, molecular function: ATP binding; protein serine/threonine kinase activity. The coding region runs from base 1 to 2295 and encodes 764 amino acids. The record is from RefSeq and is a predicted model, not a curated record. Gene Ontology annotation, biological process: protein phosphorylation. The transcript is spliced from 2 exons.